This is a messenger RNA of Podospora bellae-mahoneyi, 1946 nucleotides long. RefSeq lists its product as uncharacterized. Gene Ontology annotation, molecular function: phosphatidylcholine lysophospholipase A1 activity. The transcript has 6 exons. The record is from RefSeq and is a predicted model, not a curated record. The coding region runs from base 1 to 1761 and encodes 586 amino acids. NCBI's taxonomy places the organism in Eukaryota, Fungi, Ascomycota, Sordariomycetes, Sordariales, Podosporaceae.
AUGUGGCCUGCCGAAGCCGUGAUAGGGGCUAUCAGCACCCUGCUCUAUUUACAAGCCGACCAUGUCGCCCCUGGUUUUAUUUCAAGUAACAGUACACCAUCAUGGCACACCUCUCUAGCCAAAAGAGCAGCACAGGACUUUUUCCUACGAGUGAUGCCCCUUGGAGCAUCCAUAACGGAAGGAAUUGGUUCGAGAAAAGGGACAGGGUAUCGCGAUCUACUUCGUGCGCAGUUGCGUACACGGGGAUGGAACGUUAACAUGGUGGGAUCAAAACAAAACGGACGUUUUGAAGACAAUGACAAUGAAGGGCACCCAGGCCUGACCAUCAACCAAGUCCACGGGGAGUUCAAUAAGACUGGCAAGGCGCUGAUGCCAAAUCUGGUGCUUCUCAACGCUGGGACGAACGACUGCAUCCGCCAAAUCGACACCAACAACGCGGGAGCCCGCCUCAAAGCUCUCAUCGAUGAUGUUUUCACAACCGUUCCAGGGGUAACAGUGGUCGUUUCGACCCUGGCACCAUCACGCAAAAACGACAGUUGUUCCGCAGAUCUCAGUCAACAAUAUCGCGACUUGGUGACCAAUACCUACAGAGGCAACCUACGUAUUGGCAUGGCCGACUUGCAUGCGGCCAUCAACAUAAACGACCACCUCCAUCCCGACGGGGUACAUCCCAACGAUGCAGGCUACGCCAUCUUUGCUUCCCUCUGGAUGGAAGCAAUCCGAAAACUCGAAGACCAGAUCCAGCCUCCCGCAGCAGUGAUCGACGAUGGGCCCGCCGAUGUCCAGCGGCCAUCUCCGCCAAACGAUAAGGAAUGCAUCCGAACCCCAGGGACAGUGGUAGAUGGCACGUAUCUGCACGAGCAAGUGGAAAGGGGCGUCUUGAGCUCGGCGAAAAUCCCAAAGCGUGUGGAUGGAAGAGAGGCAACUCCCUCACAGAUCUUCUUUGCCAAUGUUGUCAUCAUGAACAACCUCUUCAAGAGGGGCGAGGAGUUGGAUGAUCGAAUUGCGGUCUAUCGUGGCGGCGAUGGUGGCAACAGAUAUGUGUUAUCUCAAAACAGGGCUGGUGGGAAUUUCGAGACAAACGCGAUGGAGUUCAGUGUGGGAAUCGACUGCGAUGUAUCAAAGGGGGCAAGGGUCAUUUUUGCUGAUUUUAACAAUGAUGGUUUGGAUGACUUCUUCUGUGUCAAUGCCCAGGCGGGCGUUUCGGUCUCCUUGAACCGCGGGGGGAGGCCUCCCAGAUUCGAGAGCAUCGGGCAGGUGGUGCCGGACCGGGAGGGUUUCACAGCUGAUGAUGUUCGAGUUGCCCAGAUCGAUGGUGACGGAAGAGCCGAUUACUGCCUCAUCAAAGCUGACAGCAGCAUUGACUGCAUCCGCCAAAAUGGACAAGGAGAAUUCAACGGAGCCCUGCAGUUGACCUUUGAUAAACUGUCCGGCAUUGACAAGGGGCGUGUUGUGCUGGGAGACAUCAAUGGAGAUUUCCGCAGUGAUUAUCUGAGAAUUGGAGAAAACGGCAACAUCCUAGCAUUCAUCAACUCCGGCAUGGGCAGCAACAAUGCCCCAGAAUGGCGAGACGCUGGUAUCAUAACCCAGGGUGGACUUGGCAUCAUGCCACCAGAGCUUAUCAAAUUUGGACGGGUCUUCGGUUCAUCAAAACUGGAUUACAUUUACCUGGACGAGAAUGGCGGCAACUUUGAGGUCCAUGCCUGGCAAAACACUGGGAAAGGAGGUAAAGUGCGUGUCACAGAGGACUGUCCUCCAUGACAUGGGGAAAGGGUGGCUGUGGGCGAGGCUUGAAGCUUGUAAAUUACUUGUAACAUGUUGUGUCUUUCUGAAUAGCGCCUUUGAUAGGGUCCAAGAGCAGAGAAACUGUUGGCUCGGGGAAGAAAUUCUGCUUCAUUCUCCAAUACUGAAAACUUGCUACUUGUGGCAAAAGAAAAAAAAAAAAA